AUUUAAAAUGUGCAAACUCCUUGGGACGAUUCAAGUGAUUCCAAUUCUGUUCCCUACUCCAAUGUACUCUGGCUGGCAACGUUACGUUUAGGCUGCUGAGGGAACUGGUGCAUCAUAACUAUCGCAGCCACUAUGUGCUGUCCCCUUUUAUGGUCAGGGUAACCCUAGCCGGGAUCUAUGCGGACAGGGAGAGCGACAAGGAGGCGGCACUGCAAGACGAAGAUCCCGAGCUAGAGGAAUCCAUCAGCGAAUUGGGCAAGCGAUAUGAGAAGGCCACCAAUGCAAAGUUCCGGAUGGCCAGUCGCUUAUUUCUGUCCAAUGAGCUGCCAGUGCGGGAAUUUUCCAAGCUCAGCACUGCGAAUAUAUCCAGUGCCACGAGCAUAGACUUCGCGCACAACGUGGAAGCUUCGCAGCGUAUCAACGACUGGCUGGGCAAGGCAUUGGGUGAGCAGAAGACCCAUGUGGUGGAGCCCAACGAGCUGGGCGUCGGUACGAGGGGGAUUGCCAUCAGUGGGAUUUCGGUGAAUGGACACUGGCAGCACCGCUUCGAGUCGCUGCACAAGACCUACUUUGUCACCAGGGAUCUGGCGGGGCAGGUCGCUCACUCCCUGUGCGUUCCCAUGAUGCACACCUUCAACAUGUUCGCCACAAUAGCCACGGACAAUGCCAGGGGUAUAUUCAUACCCUUCAGCCAGGCGGACAUGGGCAUGCUGGUGCUGCUGCCCCUGCACGGCAUAGAGACCAAGGAUCUACUGGAUGACGUGCAGAUCUAUUUCAACAACGCCGCUGACCCCCCCCGGGACAUGCACCUGUUCCUGCCCAUCUUUAGGGUUGAGUAUGACAAGCAGUUGGGUUCCUUCGUACAGGGCUUGGAUAUCGAAGAUCUCUUGGGAGAAGCAAAAUUUCACAGGAACUUUGACCAAAACUCCAACAGCAAAAUCAAUGAAUUCAAACACAGGACGGUGGUGCACAUCCAACCCAAUCGGCCACUGAUUGAAAUGCCAGAAACGAAUGCCAUCAAACAUGACAUAAACGAGGAGGUAUUCGAUGUGAAUCAAUCCUUUGUGUUUGUCAUAAUGGAUCGCGAUACCGUCUAUGUGGCUGGUCGCAUUGAACAUUUGGAUGGAUUGACGCCAAAAGUGAAUUGUUCCCGAAAGUUUGCGGAAUCUCGUUAUCAUCUAAAAAAAUUGAGAAAGUGGAAAAGUAAAUUUUUAGAUUGAUUUUAAGCGUCAUCACACUUAAUGUGUGUGUCUAAUAUAAUUUUGAAUCAUU
Messenger RNA from Drosophila obscura, 1272 nucleotides. RefSeq names its product accessory gland protein Acp76A. The record is from RefSeq and is a predicted model, not a curated record. Gene Ontology annotation, molecular function: serine-type endopeptidase inhibitor activity. NCBI's taxonomy places the organism in Eukaryota, Metazoa, Arthropoda, Insecta, Diptera, Drosophilidae.